UUCUCCGAUAUACCUUAAAACUCAAAUCUUUUAUUAUCAAACGAACUAAAACAAUAUGAAUGCGUACAUUUUUAACGCGAAUUAACGCCACGACACUCGCACGUGAAUAAUAAUAGACAUUAUACCGCACGUGUACAAAUUCAUCGGAACCAAAUACUUUUCUUCUGUCGAUCUUUAAAUCUCUUAUAGAUAUACAAGUAAACGGCUUUGAAAUGUCGUUUUACCCGUUCACGGCAGUUGUGUUAGUACUUUUUGCUUUGCUGUCAACCGAGUACUCCAACGGCCAAGUGGCAUCCAAUAACGAGUCCUCUGUGGCAUUAAAAAUUGUAGCUAGAACUCCGAAUGCUGGUAUUCCUGGAUCAUGGAUCUCUGAUCUGUUUUACCAGGCAUUAGCAAAUUUCACUGUGCGACAUGUAGGGAGUACUGAAUGUCGCAAACAAUCCGAGAUCUACGACAAUAACUUACGGAAUUACACCAGUUGGGCUGUUAGAAUGUCAGAAUCUUGGAACCGGUAUCCCGUUGGCAUACUAGCGGGUAAUAAAUAUCAAAUGGGAGUCUAUGAUGAAUGUGUUGAUGUGCAUCAUCCAAUAAGAGGCCAGUAUUGUCUGUCUGAAAUAAAAUUACUUCCACUGAUGAAAAAAGAUUAUAGUUUUAAUAGAACGGAAAAUUUAGAUGACUUUGGAAACAACCAUGCAUGGAAAACAAUUCUCGGGUGGGUUGAUUAUCCAGAUCAAGUUCAAAGAAAUAGUUUAAACUUGGGAAUUUGCAUUCCAAAUUCUUGUUCAGCAUCAGAUCUUCAAAAAUCAUUACAAAAUAAAUUAGACAAGGUGUUUUUAUCGGAACAAUUCAAAACAAUUGUUUAUGUGAAUCCGCUAUUGUGCACUGUUAGUGGAGACAUGUAUCCUUACAAUACAGCAUAUUAUAUAACUAACAUUAUUUUUGGAGUGCUUUUUUUAAUUUGUGGAGUGGCAACAACUCAUCAUUACAUAGCAUUAUCUCGCCAACAAAAAAAGAAUGAAAGCGAAAAAGAAGUUCCAAAAUCAUGUUUCUACAUAUUUUCUUUUAUUGAAUCGGGAAAAAUAUUAUUGAAAUACGAUAAAAAAAACGAAUUUAAUAUGCUGAAUGGUUGGAAAGCGAUUAUGAUGUCACUAAUUUUAAUGGGUCACAGAUUUAUGUAUUUAGUUGGAAAUCCAAUAAGUAAUCCUAAAUUCGUAGAGCAUAUGUACCUUCAUGGACGCGAUAUUUAUUUGACUAGUAUGAAUUUAACUGACCCGUUUUUUUUCAUAACUGGUUUUCUAAUAUACACUACAAUAGUACCGAUAUUUAAAAAGUUAAAAAAGGAAUCAGUUUGGGUAAAACUUUUAACACCAAUCGUCUACAGAAUAAUCAGAAUAUUACCGGCUUAUUGUGCGAUGAUGGCAAUCACUGCUCACAUCGUACCCCACCUUGGAGACGGCCCACUGUGGCCUUAUAAAACUUGGGACGAAGCUGAAAUAUGUAAAAAUUAUUGGUGGACCAAUAUGUUGUUCAUAAGUAAUUUAAUUGAUUCUAAGUAUGAAUGUCUCAUAGUCAGUUGGUAUAUAUCCUGCGAUAUUCAAUUUUGCAUACUUGGAGUUAUUAUUGUUUACAUUUACACAAAGAACGUCAAAUUUGGGAUUGGAUUAAUCAUUGCAAUGCUUGGUGUGUCGAUAUCUGUGCCAUUUAUAAUCACAAUUUUUACAAAAAGGGAGGGAAUAGUUAAAAUACUUCUUCCUUUCUUAGAAAACACAAGAUAUUCUGAAACAUUUAAUGAGUCAUACAGAGCAAGUUACAUGCGAGCUUUUCCUUUUUUUACUGGUAUUGCAAUUGGUGUAAUCAUUGAUAAAUUAAAGGAAAACAAAGUUAAAUUUUCACAAAUGACUGUAUACGCUGGGACGUUCACUAUUGCCGUGAUUUGUUUAUGGGUUCAGUUUUAUGGGGCUAUAUUUUAUAAGAGAGAUAGACCUUACUAUCUAUUAGAACAAGCUCUAUAUUCAACUUUAAAUCAUUGUACAUGGGUAAUAUUAUUCGCAUGGAUAUUUACUUGUCACUUCACGAGUGGUUAUGGUCUACUAACAAAAUUCCUAAAUAAUAGAUUUAUUGUGCCAAUGGGGAGACUUUCAUAUUCCGUUUUCUUAGUCAACCUUACUAUUAUGAUGAUAUCACAGAGUCGACUAAGAACACCAAAUUAUCUUUCAAAACGAACUGUGUUGGAUGCCUGGUUGUAUGAUGCGUUGAAAAGUUAUUUGAUGGGUGUAAUAUUAUUCAUGGUUAUUGAAGCUCCAAUAGGAAGUUUGGCUAAUAAAUUGAUUAAACGAAAGUAAAUCAUGUUUUUAUGAACAUAUGAUAAAUUUUUGUGGUUUGUUCAAAUGUUAAA
This is a messenger RNA of Rhopalosiphum maidis (corn leaf aphid), 2395 nucleotides long. Its product is annotated as nose resistant to fluoxetine protein 6-like. Lineage: Eukaryota; Metazoa; Arthropoda; Insecta; Hemiptera; Aphididae. Gene Ontology annotation, molecular function: acyltransferase activity, transferring groups other than amino-acyl groups. The transcript has 12 exons. The record is from RefSeq and is a predicted model, not a curated record. Bases 213 to 2342 code for a protein of 709 amino acids.